ACUUACACGAUAGCGAUGAUCCUUCCUUUGGUGUGGGCCUACCAGUCUGUCAACGUCCGUUUGCCUCUCGCUGUGCGGCAAACCCGACCACCCGAGGGCCCUAAGGCUGCGGUCUGCCCGGGGCAGCGCACCGGCCCGGCCUCGGCAGGGCCGCCUGUGGGCGCCGUCAUGCUGUUCACGCCAGGCGGUGGGAGACCCGGGACCGGAGCGCUCAUGAGCGGGGAGAGGCUGUCGGUCGGGCUCGGGGGCGGGGCAGGCGAAGCGGGCGGAAGUCGGCGCGCCCCGAGGACGUCAGAGCGUCGGACGCAUCUCCGCGCGUGCGCAUUGGCCCUGCUCCCAGGGCACCCUGGGAGUCUGGGCGCGGCAGCGCUGCGCCUGCGCGGGGGGUGGUUUCCGUGGCUGCGCCUUAGCGUGUCGCGAGCACACUCGCCUCUCACCAUGAGUCUCCUGGACCUCCACUACCAGCAGCUGGGCGACGCCCGGUGGGCCGAGCUCCUGCCGCUCAUGCGCCAGGCCCCGGUGGUCAGGCUGGUUGACUGUGGCGUCACCGGGGGGCGCUGCAAGGACGUGAGCGCCGCGCUCCGGGACAACGCUGCCCUCACCGAGCUCAGCCUGUCCUCCAACGAGCUGGGUGACACGGGCACGCACCUGGUGCUGCAGGGCCUGCAGCCCGCCUGCAAGGUCCAGAAGCUCAGCCUCCAGAACUGCAACUUGACGGAGGCCGGCUGCGGCCCCCUGUCCGGUGUGCUGCGCUCCCUGCCCGCCCUCCGCGAGCUGGACCUCAGCUACAACCAGCUGCAGGACGCGGGCCUGAGGCUGCUCUGCGAGGGGCUCAUGGACCCCCAGUGCCACAUCGAGAAGCUGCAGCUGGAGUACAGCAACCUGACGGCCGACAGCUGCGAGGCCCUGGCCGCCCUGGUCAGGGCCAAGCCGGAGCUGAAGGACCUGGGGGUGAGCAACAACGACAUCGGCGAGGCCGGGGCCCGGAUGCUGUGCCGGGGCCUGGCUGACUCCACCUGCCCGCUGGAGUCACUCCGGCUGGAGAGCUGCGGCCUCACCGCGGCCAACUGUGCGGACCUGAGCGCCAUCGUGGCCGCCAAGCCCUCGCUGAGCGAGCUGCAGCUGGGCAACAACAAGCUGGGGGACGCGGGCAUCGCGGCGCUGUGCCCCGGGCUGCUGAGCCCCGGCUCCAGGCUCAAGACCCUGUGGCUCUGGGAGUGCGACUUCACGGCCAGUGCCUGCAAGGACCUGUGCCGGGUGCUCGGAGCCAAGGAGAGCCUCCGGGAGCUCAGCGUGGCCGGCAACGCGGUGGGCGACGAGGGCGCGCGGCUGCUGUGCGAGAGCCUGCGGGAUCCCAGCUGCCGGCUGGAGUCCCUGUGGAUAAAGUCCUGCAGCCUCACGGCCGCCUGCUGCCAGCACGUCAGCGCGAUGCUGGCCCAGAACCGGAGCCUCCAGGAGCUGCAGAUGAGCAGCAACAACCUGGGUGAUGCGGGCAUGGAGGAGCUGUGCCAGGGCCUGAGCCAGCCGGGCACCACCCUGCGGGUUCUCUCGGUGGGGGACUGCGAGGUGACGGACCAGGGCUGCACCAGCCUGGCCGCCCUCCUGCUGGCCAACCACAGCCUGAUCGAUCUGGACCUGAGCAACAACUGCAUGAGCGAGGUGGGCGUCAUGAAGCUGGCGGAGAGCGCCCAGCAGCCCAGCUGCCCGCUGGAGAAGCUGGUCCUGUAUGACAUCUACUGGAGGGAGGAGACGGAAGACCAGCUUCGGGCCGUGGAGGAGAAGAAGCCCGGCCUGCAGAUCAUCUGCUGAGCCUGCCCAGGCCGGCCAGCCACCUCGUGCCUUAGCUCCGCCGAAGAGAAACGCGCAGACCAGCUCUGUGCGCGUCCAGGACUGACUAUUAAAGCGUUUUGAGUAGAAUGGCCU
Molecule: messenger RNA, 1923 nt
Organism: Pipistrellus kuhlii (Kuhl's pipistrelle)
Lineage: Eukaryota; Metazoa; Chordata; Mammalia; Chiroptera; Vespertilionidae
Gene: RNH1
Product: ribonuclease/angiogenin inhibitor 1
Exons: 11
Coding region: 16-1809 (597 amino acids)
Cellular component (GO): cytoplasm
Molecular function (GO): protein binding
Source: RefSeq, a predicted model, not a curated record